AAACCUAAAGAAGGAGAGAAGAAGGAGGGUGAGAAAGAAGGCGAAAAGAAAGACGAGAAGAAGGAAGGUGAGAAGAAAGAGGAAGAAAAGAAAGAGGGAGAGAAGAAGGAAGAGGGAUCGAAGCCUGACGAAAAGAAGGAGGAGAAGAAAGAGGGAGAAGAGAAAAAAGAAGGAGAGAAGAAAGAGGGAGAAGAAAAGGAGCUCAAAUUGGAUCCCACUAUGGCAUCCGCUGAUGAUGAGGUUCUAAAAGUGACAAACGAAAACGAUAAGAAGCAAGCGCUCAAGAUCAAAUGUUCCAACAAUACUUUAUUCAAAGUGAAUCCAGUAUUCGCAAUGAUCGAUGCAGGAAAAGAUCUUGAGAUUGUUGUGACUCGCAAAGCCGGUGAACUAAAAGCCGAGAAACUGCUGAUACUAACAACUCCGUUCGACGGUACCGAAGCGGAGAAGGCAUAUGAAGAUAAGGAGCUCGUACCUGCGUGUGCGACCGUUCCAAUGGUCCCAAAGUAG
Messenger RNA from Cylicostephanus goldi, 507 nucleotides. NCBI's taxonomy places the organism in Eukaryota, Metazoa, Nematoda, Chromadorea, Rhabditida, Strongylidae. The record is from the annotation of a GenBank genome assembly.